ACUAGAAGACUUACAACUUUCAGACAGGUUGCUCACGUCACAUCUACGCUGUCAAGCUCAGUUGGAGGCUGCGCAGUAACGCUCAGCCAUCACCGGAAAAGAGCUUCUAAUAAACGGGAGCUGUUGGUCCACUUCUUUAACUGUCUAUGAUGUGAACACGGUUUUCCCUGGUCAUGACUCGAUAAAGUGAACUUUGUCCUGAGCGUAGACCGGACACAUUAACAGUCUAUGUUCCUGAGGCGGGAGACUGAGGUCCGAGAUGACUCAGGUGAGCCAUCAGCAGUGGGGGGAGGCGGUCGGCCUGGGCCCUGUGGACCUGUGGGUCCUCCAGUCCUCCCAGGUCCGGGUGGAGGUUCUCACCCUGGGCGGUAUCAUUAGAUCCGUGUGUUACAGAGGGAAGGAUGGCCAGAUGGAAGACGUAGUCCUGGGCUACGAUCACCUGGAAGGUUAUGUGUCAGAUAAGCGGUAUCUGGGAGCUGUUGUGGGCCGCGUGGCCAACCGGAUCGCACGGGGACGCUUUGUCUUGGAGGGAAAAGAGUACCAACUAGAUAUCAACAAUGGACCCAAUGCACUGCACGGAGGGCUGCGGGGCUUCAAUAAGGCUAUCUGGCAUGCAACAGCAGUGGAAGGUGGUGUACAGCUGAGUCUUACCAGUCCAGAUGGAGACCAGGGUUAUCCUGGGGAGGUUCAGGUCUCGGUCUCCUACACCCUACAGGGGGAAACACUAACUGCAGAAUACCAAGCCAGGUCUACUAAAGCCACCCCCAUCAACCUCACCAACCACUCCUACUUCAACCUGGCUGGACAGGGUGCAGCAGACAUCUAUGACCACACAGUAUCCAUCAGUGCUCAGUCCUACCUGCCUGUGGACGACUCAUCGAUUCCUACAGGAGAGAUCAGACCAGUGGAUGGCACGCCCUUUGACCUCAGAAAGCCUCUUCUGAUUGGCCCUCAGCUGAAGGAAGUUCCAGGUCCGGGGUUUGACCAUAAUUUCUGUCUGUCGUCACCCGGGGACACCUGGACAGAAAGACACGCUGCCAGAGUGUGUCACCCAGCCAGUGGGCGGGUCCUGGAGGUUUCCACCAGCCAACCAGGAGUCCAGUUCUACACUGCCAACUUCCUGGAUGGCUCUAUAACAGGAAAGGGCGGGGUCAGGUACGGGAAGCACAGCUCCUUCUGUCUGGAGACACAGAAUUGGCCUGAUGCUGUCAACCAGGUUUCGUUUCCUGACUGUCUUCUGCGUCCUGGUGAGGACUACAAACAUGUCACUCGCUUCACCUUCACCACCGUGUGAUCAUGUGACCUCUA
This is a messenger RNA of Etheostoma spectabile (orangethroat darter), 1308 nucleotides long. It is a transcript of the gene galm, whose product is annotated as galactose mutarotase. NCBI's taxonomy places the organism in Eukaryota, Metazoa, Chordata, Actinopteri, Perciformes, Percidae. The coding region runs from base 260 to 1294 and encodes 344 amino acids. The transcript is spliced from 9 exons. The record is from RefSeq and is a predicted model, not a curated record. Gene Ontology annotation, biological process: beta-D-galactose catabolic process via UDP-galactose, Leloir pathway; glucose metabolic process. Gene Ontology annotation, molecular function: aldose 1-epimerase activity; carbohydrate binding.